Molecule: messenger RNA, 1923 nt
Organism: Daldinia decipiens
Lineage: Eukaryota; Fungi; Ascomycota; Sordariomycetes; Xylariales; Hypoxylaceae
Product: Saccharopine dehydrogenase
Exons: 6
Coding region: 348-1691 (447 amino acids)
Cellular component (GO): cytoplasm
Molecular function (GO): saccharopine dehydrogenase activity
Source: RefSeq, a predicted model, not a curated record
CUAAUAAAAUCCAGGACUAAGUUUCAUAGGUUAGGUUAUAGGUAGUUUUACGGAACGAAGGGAGGAGCAAAACAAUAAGGGAAAGUAAAUAUCUCUCGCCUCUACCACGUAUACAGUUAGAAAGCCAAUAUGAUGAUACACUAUUAUUCUGACGAGCUCAAACUCCAGCUUCACCUAUAUACCUACCUAAGGUACCUAAGUAGUACGGAUUCCGUAAUCGGGACCCCGCGUGCCCCCCCCAUCGCAAUGAUAAAUCUUUAAGCUUCAAGAACCAAGCUUUUCGUGUUGGGCACUGGGUUCAACUAUAUACCAAAGAGUCGAGCCAUUGAUCAGUGAAUACUUACAAGAUGUCGGCCCAGAAGGUAUUGAUGCUCGGAGCGGGUUUCGUAACCCUCCCUACACUCCACAUUCUGAGCGAUGCUGGUAUUGCAGUCACCGUUGCUUGCAGAACUCUCGCAUCGGCCCAGUCCCUUUCUAAGGGAGUCAAACACGCCACCCCCAUCUCCCUUGACGUGAACGACGACAAGACUCUCGACACCGAGGUUGGCAAGCAUGACCUAGUUAUCAGCUUAAUCCCCUAUACCUUCCAUGCCACCGUCAUCAAGUCGGCCAUUCGCCAGAAGAAGCAUGUUGUCACGACAAGCUACGUCUCGCCGGCCAUGUUGGAGUUGGACCAACAAGCCAAGGACGCCGGUAUCACCGUUAUGAACGAGAUUGGCUUAGAUCCCGGCAUUGACCACUUAUAUGCCGUCAAGACAAUCGAGGAAGUACACAAGGCCGGGGGGAAGAUUCUAAGCUUCUUAUCCUACUGCGGCGGCUUGCCAGCUCCUGAAGACUCGGACAACCCUCUGGGUUAUAAAUUUAGCUGGUCGUCUCGUGGAGUUCUCUUAGCCUUGAGAAAUGCGGCCAAGUACUGGAAAGACGGCAAGGUAGUAGAUGUUGCAUCAAAGGACCUGAUGGGUACUGCGAAGCCGUACUUCAUCUACCCCGGUUACGCUUUCGUUGCCUACCCGAACCGAGACUCGACCCCCUACAAGGAGCGGUAUAAUAUUCCAGAGGCACAGACCAUCGUCCGUGGCACUCUCAGAUACCAGGGCUUCCCCGAGUUCAUCCGAGUGCUGGUCGACAUUGGAUUCUUAGAUGACACCGAGCAAGACUUCCUAAAGCAAUCCAUUACCUGGAAAGAGGCUACACAAAAGAUCCUAGGCGCCUCCGCAAGCAGCCAAGGCGACCUCGAGUCUACAAUUGCGUCCAAAACCACGUUUGCUUCACCGGAGGAGAAGACACGAAUCGUUAGUGGCUUGCGGUGGAUUGGUAUCUUCUCGGACGAGAAGAUUACCCCCCGAGGUAACCCAUUAGACACUCUGUGCGCGACGCUAGAAAAGAAGAUGCAAUACGAGGAGGGGGAACGAGACUUCGUAAUGCUGCAGCACAAGUUCGAAAUCGAGAACAAAGACGGCAGCCGGGAAGUUAAGACGUCAACCCUGUGCGAGUAUGGCGAUCCCAAGGGCUACAGUGCGAUGGCUAAGCUAGUGGGUGUGCCAUGCGGUGUGGCAGUCAAGCAGGUGCUCGAUGGUACUAUCUCCGAGAGGGGCAUUCUUGCUCCGAUGAGCUCCAAGAUUAACGACCCCUUAAUGAAGGAGCUAAAGGAGAAGUACGGCAUUUUUCUGAAAGAGAAGACCAUACUGUGAGACGUCGGCUAUGUCGGUUGAUUUAGCUACAGCGAUGUAGUGGCAGUGGUAGUGGUAGUGGUAGUGCGGUACAAAAAAGGGGGCUUGACUAAACCUUGAAGUGGCCGUGAACUUUUACAUAGUGCUUUCAAAAAGGUAGAGAAAAAAGGGUGGGCUUGUGUACAUAUGUUAGGAACUUAGCUAAGAUAUCCAUAAAUCGAUGGAAAUACUAACAUAUGCGCGUAUGUAUUUU